This is a messenger RNA of Acanthopagrus latus (yellowfin seabream), 6292 nucleotides long. RefSeq lists its product as uncharacterized. The record is from RefSeq and is a predicted model, not a curated record. Gene Ontology annotation, molecular function: protein binding. Bases 715 to 2673 code for a protein of 652 amino acids. NCBI's taxonomy places the organism in Eukaryota, Metazoa, Chordata, Actinopteri, Spariformes, Sparidae. The transcript is spliced from 6 exons.
AAUGGUCAGUCAUAUGUCAUCGCGUUUCUCAUUUUCUUUUCAGCUUUUGAAGGAACCACGGAGCUCUAUUGACGCUUGCAAAACAUUAUCUCCCGUGAAUGCAGCACGAAUGCGGAAAUUAGUAUUUCGGAAUUGGAAACAAGAUAAAAAGAAUAUAGAGGAAUCAAUUGAUAUUCUUAAAGCAGAGCUGCCAUUUUCCGCAGCUGGUGUUACAUAAUAUCAAAAAGGGAGCGGAUUUUUAUUUUAUUUUCCGCAUUGACAGAAAACGACACAGCCCCAAACAAUCGUCACGAGCCAAAGGUCAGCCAAUCAGAUGGGCGGAAGUCUAACGUUGCGGUAAUCCGGUUCAGACGUGACAAGUGCGGCCGACUGGACCUGAACUCAGUCUCAUUUUCUCCCCUGAAGGCUCCACAAACUACACUCUGCACUGUCUUGCCGCCGAGCUGGUCAUGCGUGAAUAAUGCCAUGGUGGACUGAUAUUUGUCACGAAGAGCACCGUUUGCACGGCGGGGAAAUUGGCCCUUUGCCGGGACGAGCCUUUCAGCUGAACCCGGAGGACCAAGACACCCAGAUGGGAGCGAGGAAAGCCUCUCGAAGCCUCUGGUAAUAACCGGGUCCUUGGAUACAGUUAGCCUGGCCCAGACUGCCUCGCCAAUUCCUGUUGAAAGUGAGACCCGGCCAGCCUUCACGGUGGAAACGAGAAGAAGAGCAAAGAUGAAUGCUGUGCGCGGGGGCACAGUCACCUGGCGUCCCCAGCCAUGGCAGGAUGGGGACGGUGGAGGAGGAGAGCCCCUGUCGGACAGCGACUCAGAGGAGGAGGAUUUCCCCGAUGACAGCACCACACCGCUGGGGGACUACAUAACACAUGGAUUGAAGCAACUCCUGGAUGCUCAGCAGCUGUGUGAUGUUACUCUGCUUGUUGAGGGAAAGAAGUUCAUGUGUCACAGAGUCCUCUUGGCAGCCGUCAGCCCGUACUUUCGGGCCAUGUUCACAAGCCCUCUGGUUGAGUCCCGCCUCACUGAGAUACGACUGGAGGAGGUGACGCCGUCUGUCAUGGAGACCGUCAUCCAGUUUGUGUACACUGGUGAGGCUGGGCUCUGUCUGGACACAGCUGAAGAUCUGUUUGUGGCUGCCAACAGGCUUCAAGUCAUGCCCCUUCAAGACCUGUGUUCCAGGUUUCUUUUUGAGCACCUCUCAGUGGAUAACUGCCUGGGGAUGUACUCUCUGGCUCGCUCUCACCACGACCAGCUGCUGCUGCGAGCCUCCCUGCGGCUCGUAGCUCAGCACUUCCCCCGGGUGGCCCGGCAGAAAGACUUCCUCCUCUUGGACCACGGCACCUUAGGCAGCCUUCUGAGUUCUGACCGCCUGGGGGUGGACUCCGAAGCCGAGGUUUACGAUGCCGCGCGUCGAUGGGCAGAGCACCAACCCUUGGAUCGCUACGCCCACAUGCCCGCAUUGCUUCACCACCUGCGGCCGGGACUGCUGUCUCAGGAAGAGAGCCGAAGACUGAGCCAGGAGUUGGGCCCCGCUGCAGCUGGUGAGGGCCUUGGGGGGCCUCUGAGACCACGGGAGGGCAUGUUUGAAAAAAAAAUUGUGUGCGUGGAUUUGACGCCACGGGAGGAUGAGAAUUUAGCUGCAAGAGACUACACAGUGGAUUGCUUUGAUCCUAGGACAGGGAAGUGGGAGAAGUUAGCAGCGCUGGGUUCAUUGGUCAGUCCCGGCUGUACGGCUGUAGGUGACCGGCUGUUUGUGGCGGGGGGGAUUCUGCGGACAGGCUCAGUGUCCGCAGCUGUGCAUGAAUAUGAUGCUGUGUUGGACCGCUGGAUAGAGCAGCCUUCAAUGGUCCAACCUCGGGCCAUGCUAGGCCUGCUGGGCUGUGGAGAGUCACUCUAUGCCUUGGGUGGUAGUAACCGCUCAGCUCUGCUGGACUCCAGUGAGACCCUGGAGCUGAGUACACUUCAGUGGGCUCCAGGGCCUCGGCUGCCACUCCCUCUGCGAGCCUUCGCCUGUGCAGCAUUACGUGGACGGCUUUACCUGCUGGGUGGAACCACACUUGAACAGAACCGGGCUGUGGUCCACUCGGGGGUGCUUAUUUAUCACACCUUAACAGACUGCUGGACACGUGUGGCUCUGGACUCUGGCGCCACCUGCCUCGCUGGAGGAGUAGCAGUGCGUGGAGGAGUCUGUGCCAUUGGGGGGUACAUGAGGGAUACCACAAAGUUCCUGGAUGGAAACUACACCAAUCUGGAAACUUUAGACGCCACUGGGCGUGUGCUGUUUUUCAGAGAGGGCAGGGGGUCUGGAGUUGAGAGGGAGGUGACUGGUGGAGGGGUGUUGGUCACUGCGGAGCAGCGGGGGAGUGCAGGUGGUGGAAGUGACCGAGCCCCAAGCCCUGUGGUAUUUCCCGGGCUUCCACGGCGGAUUGCAGCUGGGGGUGUGGCCAGGUGGAAACGCAGGAUUUAUGUGCUGGGUGGGGAAAAUGGUUCACGGUUCUAUGACAGUGUUUACUGUUGGAAGCCUGGCUGGCGCAGCUGGGUGCAGAGACGUGAGAAACUCCCAGGAGACACUGGAGGGGUGAGCCAGUUUGGGUGCACCACUUUAAAGUUCCCUAAGAAACACAUUCUGUCCAGACUGAGACUAGCCAAAGAAAACUGCAAGAAGGCAGCUGACUAGCUUAGUUAGUUAGCAAUGUAACUGAAGCCGAGGUAGCCGUUCAUGUGAAACAGAGAUAAGCUCCAUGCUGAGUUUGAAUUUGCUUCUCCUUGACGUGAUGAUAUGUUGGUAUUGCGAUGAGGUCACAGGGAGAGAUUAUUUCAUGGAGUCUGAGUGCAUGUCUGUAAUGGACUGGACGCACACAGAUCUUAUGAAACACUUCAAGGAUAGUCACAUUUACAGGCAGCGAGCAGCUGGAGCCAGAAACUGGUUAAAAGUCAGGCAACAAGCACCUGAAUGUAACCUAAUCCACUAUUUGUCAGAACAGUAAAGUCCUUUGAGAGAGAAAUGGGCCUUUUUAAAUUGUUUUUUAAAGUGUAAUGUUAUUUUCAGCUUUUUGCUGGUGUAAUAUUUUAAGGAUGUUUGGAAACCAUUUCAAUGCUGUGAAUUUUUUUAGACGUGUUUACUUUAGACACAAGGAUACAGGCACAUUUCUGACCAUACUGUUUGCCAUGUUAUUUGCCUAAACCUUCCUGUCUAAUGUGGGCCUCUAAAGCCCUUUGAAACUGCAAUUAAGGGCUAUACAAAUACACCAGAGUGAAAACAUAUCAUAGGAAAUACACCUAUUUUUCAUAACACUAGACAGUCUAUACAUGUACCCUAAGUUUGUUUAAAAUUAAGAGGUAAAUGUCCUGUUCUCCUUAUGUUUUGAAGCCCUUCGCUAAUUUGUUUAGGUUCUUUCUUCAGAGCACAGGACAGUCUGACCUACAUGCCCCAAGACACUGCCCAACAAUUGUGGAGCCCUUUUUAUGGUGUUACUUCACAGGCAGCCUGAUCCCUCCCAACGGAUCUCAAAUAUUGGAGGCAAUAUUUAACCAUGGACCGCAUAGUGUCUUUGUACUUGGUAGAAACUGUGUAAGUUCCAUGUUUUUAAAUGUGCUCUGAAAGUUCCUGCCACAAAAGAGUGGUGCACAGCAAUGAUAGGAAUUUGCAGGAUAGAUAAUAUGCAAAAUAUCAAAAAUGAUGCCAGAAUGCCAUCUUCCAUAUUAAUGUAUAAGCCAGUGAGUGCUUUAAGUUUGGAAUCCAUUCGUCAUUGGAUUUUGGAGAUGUUCAUGACAUUGUGCUGCAAAAACAAACUUGAACUGUCCUUUUCAGCAAGCAUUCUUACAAAGAAUCACAGUCGGCUUAGACAGACAUAGACAUACACCUGAGAACAAACAAUAAAAUCAAACAAAUUGAGGUAAAUAAUGGUCAAGACUGUAAAGUACACAAGAAUGUUUAGAAAAUGGGUAAAAAAGAAAUAAAGGUCUAAGUUUUCCGUAAGUUGUCAACAAUACAAAUAGUGCAAAGAAAUAAAUACUAAAUGAAUUUAUUCACAUGGUGUAAAUGAUUAUGUACAGUAACCAUCCACUCCAUGCAUUAAGUAUUGAGAGAGAAGGUAAAUGUACAAGCUCUUUGUGAAGAUGACUGACGGUAUCCUUGUGUCUAGACCGACGCUCAGUCCAGCACCUUCCCAAAAUCAGAGGUGAACAGUAGACUUUACUUGAUUCAGCUGUCAUGUCAAAAUGACAUUUUUUUGUUACAAUUGCUCCAGCCACAGCACUUGUGAAUGUGUUUGGCAUGGGGGCUGUGGAUUAUCUGAACACAUUAGCACUGCACCUAAUUUAUUGAGAUGUAUUCUAAAGGUUUUUGAUGUCUUGAAAUGGUAACUUUGGCUCUGAAUGCAGUGUACUUCCUGUAUGUUAGGAUGGCACAAGCUUUGACGGACCUGUCAAAUAAGAGCACAUGUGUUCAGAUGUGAAAGGGAUGGAGGGUUUUAAAGUAAAUUAAUUCUUAAAUUGUUGUCUUAUGGAAGGUCAGAAAGUUUGAAAUGUAUGAGCAUUGUUUUGCUGUAAGCCACUAUGUUUUCUUAGAUUUCUUUUUCUCCCUUUUUCCUUUCUUAUUGAUCAAAUCCAGAUACCUCUGUGGGAGAUGUGUGCACAUGGAAAACACUGCCAGCUGUGAGCAAAAAUGUCAGAAAUCUACCAUUGUUUUUACAUUGCAAACUAGCAGGUCAAAUAAAAAGUAGGGGUGAUAUUAGAGUUGUUUAGGACACCAGUUUUGGAUUUUUGCCAUUAUUGAGGCAAUCCAUGACGCUGAAGGCUUUAUGUCAGAUAGAGAAAAUGAAUGAUGAAAUUGAACGAGUUUUAUAUUAUAAAUCGUAGCAGGGAGUUACUUCACUGAGAACUUGAGUGAGUUUUCAUUGCUGCAGGCCAGAUAUUAGUUUUCAGAUGUAACAUUAGAUUAUUGAGCAACAUUCAUAGUUGACUGUAAAUAAAUCUUCAGCCUAAACCAGGAAAAUAAAUAGAGAUGCAGGAUGUGUGUCUCUAAUGGCUCUUACUGCUGAGAUAAGACUACAUGUGUCUCUCACCUGCGCAGUGGAUUAAUAAAUCAAUGACAGUCUGACAUGAGAAUUUAAACCCGUUAGAAAGAAUCCAUUUGGUGAGAUGCUGAGGCUUUUUCAUAACCUAACUUUAGGCACUGGCAGGUCGUCACAGCAACCAUUUAAAAGGCACCUCCACCAGUUUUAUACAGUAAAGUGUGUUUACAGAGAGUGACUGCUUAGGUGAAAAAAAGUAGUAUAAAGGCUUCUGCAGCUCCAGUGGAAGCUGCAUGUAAUAUGAUAAAUUUCAGUAGUCACUCAGUAGCUAAGUUGCAUUGUGGGUAAUGUGGGUAACAGGAUUUGAAAAGCAGUCCUCUGAUGUAUACUGUGCUCCUAUAACAUUGAUGGUCUCAUUAUGAACAGUUUAAGAACGGACAAAGUUACUGCAGAAGCUCCAGAUAUGGCACCUUUUGACAUGCAUUCUUCUUCCUUUUCAAAACUGCGUGACUACAUCACCAUAAUACUACAAAUAAUGCAAUUUAGCCACUGAGUGACAUGGCUGGAGAAGAUUAAUCAGAGUACAUGCAACUUCUAAAACCACAAAAGGCUUUCUACUUCUUGUUCACAUAUGCAGAAGUACACUUAAAAAACCUGUAAACGCACUUAAAUGUAUACAAUUGUUGGAGACAUCCUUUAAGUGAACGAUAAAUGUUUUAGGGAUAACUCAACAAAAGCAGCAAAAGCACCCAGUACCCACACUUCAUUACCUAAUGGUACAGAGGUGUGGGUAUCAAGUGCCUGAUACACCCUAGAGUUUCAGGAGUGAAAGAGAGGGAGCCAUUUUUAAACCACAGAGCUUAGUUAGGCUCCAAACAGGUGAGGCCAUUCCGUCAGUGCUGUGGGAGAGUCAGGUAGCACCUUAAAGACAAACACAGAGGUAGGCCAGGUACUGUAAUGUGGCCCAGGCCCAUCGCAGUAAUUAAAACGGACCACUGAAGCUGAAUUCACAGAUCUCUCCACAGAAAGGCGGUCAGGUUGUCUCAUCACUCAGCUUUUCCAUUAGCUUAUAGUGAGACCACCAACCAAUAGAAUCACAAGUACAUUUUAGUGAAUCCCCCCUCCCAUCUUGAACUUUUGUUAAAACGACUUGGCUCCUGAGAGAGCAGAAUAGUGGAACUUCCCCAAUUUCCCAGCUACAGUAACAGCACCUCCCUCACACUACUGUGUUAAAGCUAUUUCUAGCAAACACGAGAGCUCCCUCUUCAACACAGGUACCAA